ACCACGGCACGCACAACACAGGAGAAGUCUGCCGUUUCCGACGGUCCCUCUAUCACUUACUGUCCUUGUAUGACGACAAGUCUACGCCUGUCUCGUAUCCCUCCUAUUCGCCUUUUUCAUUUUGUCCCGUAUUUGUAAACCGGACGGUCUAGCGUUCAGUAGUAGUAACUUCUAUCCAUUUCAGAAUCACCCCAAGAAUGGGUGCUGCUAUAUCUGCUAUUAUCCCCUUCUUUCUGAAUGCAAUACGAAGGAGUAAAGUCAAGGAAAACCCGACGAUGGCCUCGAUCUCGCAACAGUAUAGCAGAGUGGAGGGUGAUAAAAACGAAAGUCGUCGUGUUGAGCAGCUGGAGAAAGAGAAGAAAGAGCAAGCCGACAAAGCUGCGAGGGAGAAAGAGGCAGCGCUGAAGGCGAAUCAACGUUCCAAAGAGCUGCAGGAGGAGGCGAAGGCCAAUGAGGAGGUGAUGAAAAAGGUGAUGAAAUCUCAGAAGGAGAUGGAGGCCAAGUGGAAGAAGGGUGUUCAGCCAGUCGAAUGGCCUUCCCGAGAGCAGUACGAAAUGGUCAAGCAGCGUCUCUACAAGGAGGGGAAAUUCCAUCUCGCUAUCGCUGGAAAAUCGGGAACUGGCAAGUCGUCGCUCAUCAACGCCUUUCGAGGCAUAUGGGACGACGAGAAAGGAUCUGCCGACACCGAUGUCGUCGAAAGCACUACCGACGUUACCCCAUAUCCUGAUCCUAACUCUGCCAACCCUUUUAUCUGGUUCGACAUCCCGGGCUCAGGAACAGUCAACUGUCCCGAUUGGACAUACUUUAAUGACCAAGGGCUCUAUAUUUUCGACGCCAUCAUCGUUCUUCUGGGCGACCGUUUUACAGAUGGGGAUCUGGCCAUUCUGAAGAAUUGCAGGCGGUACAAUAUCCCCACCUAUAUCGUUCGCUCCAAGUCCGACAGACAUAUCGAGGAACUUUUCAAGAAGAAAACGAGGCGGGCUGUUGAGGGGAGUGACCUCGUAGGGAUUCGUGAUGUGGCGCGUAAGGAGUACCUCGACAAGACGCAGAAGACUGUUCGGGACAAUCUGAUGAAGAUGGAUCCUCCCCUUCUCUCCCAGAAGGUGUAUGCUGUGUCUCGGGAUACGCUGACUUUAAUGGUCCGGGAGGAAUCCCUUGGUAAUAAUGCCAUCCUUGACGAGCCCCGGCUGCUGAAGGACAUGCUUCGGGACGCAUAUUCUCGGCGUUCCGAGAAGUCCUGGCGCAUCAUGCAGGAUCUGAUAAAGAGAGGUGGUGCGGAGCUCUUCUACUAUCUUGCAAAUUCCUGGAAUGCGGAGAAAUCCGUGACCAUUGUCCCUCCUUUGUUAUCCUGACUGUACUUCUCUCAUGAUUUUCAUCCAGCCAUAGGCUUUCAUUAUGAUACUUUGUCCUACUUUAUUCCAGGAUUGUGCUAUUGUCAGUAUCUACUUGUAUGACUUCCAAUUACCCUCCUAGUUCGAUCCUUGUCCUGGAUGGUGGUUGUCUCUUAUCUUUAACUUUGGGAGU
Messenger RNA from Guyanagaster necrorhizus, 1524 nucleotides. RefSeq names its product P-loop containing nucleoside triphosphate hydrolase protein. Bases 198 to 1352 code for a protein of 384 amino acids. The transcript is spliced from 4 exons. NCBI's taxonomy places the organism in Eukaryota, Fungi, Basidiomycota, Agaricomycetes, Agaricales, Physalacriaceae. The record is from RefSeq and is a predicted model, not a curated record. Gene Ontology annotation, cellular component: membrane. Gene Ontology annotation, molecular function: GTP binding.